Molecule: messenger RNA, 3201 nt
Organism: Cephus cinctus (wheat stem sawfly)
Lineage: Eukaryota; Metazoa; Arthropoda; Insecta; Hymenoptera; Cephidae
Product: neurogenic locus notch homolog protein 1
Exons: 11
Molecular function (GO): calcium ion binding
Source: RefSeq, a predicted model, not a curated record
UGGUUGAAGAUGAACCCAUUGAUCCAUGCAACCCAUCACCCUGUGGUCCAAACAGUCAAUGUCGCAAUGUCAAUGGCCAGGCUGUAUGCUCUUGUCUACCAGAAUACGUAGGAAGUCCACCAGGAUGUCGUCCAGAGUGUGUAGUAAGCUCAGAGUGUACAUCAAACAAGGCUUGCAUAAAUCAAAAAUGCGUUAACCCUUGCCCAAGACCUUGCGGAUUGAAUACAAAUUGCGAGGUCCUCAACCAUAGUCCAAUCUGUGCUUGCAAACAAGGAUAUACAGGAGAUCCCUUUACAAGAUGUUUCCCUAUUCCAAAACCAUUACCAGCUCCUGAACCAGUCAAAAAUCCAUGCUUCCCAUCUCCUUGUGGAUUAUAUGCAGAAUGCCGUGACAUCGGUGGUUCUCCCUCAUGUUCCUGCUUACCGACUUACAUUGGUAGCCCACCAAAUUGCAGACCAGAGUGUACCAUAAAUCCUGACUGUCCAAGCAACAAGGCUUGCAUGAAAGAAAAGUGCAGAGAUCCUUGUCCAGGAUCCUGUGGGUUACUGGCUCAGUGUCAUGUAAUAAAUCACACACCUGUGUGCACGUGCCCUGAUGGCUAUACAGGAGAUCCAUUCAGUAAUUGUUAUCCAAAACCACCACCACCACCGGAGCCUGUAGAAGUAGAUCCUUGCAAUCCAUCACCCUGUGGAUCAAAUGCUCGUUGCGAUAAUGGCAUUUGUACCUGCUUACCCGAGUACCAAGGAGAUCCUUACACUGGCUGUCGUCCAGAAUGUGUUCUGAAUACUGACUGUCCUUUGAACAAAGCUUGCUUGCGCAAUAAAUGCGUCGAUCCAUGCCCAGGAACUUGCGGUCAAUAUGCAAUCUGCAAUGUCUUCAAUCAUGUUCCCAUGUGCAGUUGUCCUAUUGGAAUGACUGGGAAUGCAUUUAUUUCGUGCUCACGAAUACCAGAACCCGAGAUCAAAGAUCCAUGCAAUCCAUCUCCUUGUGGACCGAAUAGUCAUUGCCGUGCCAUAAACGGUCAAGCUGUAUGCACUUGCGUUAUUGGAUACAUUGGAAGUCCACCUUCCUGCCGACCUGAGUGUGUCGUUAGUUCAGAUUGUGCACGUAACGAAGCCUGCAGCAAUCAAAAAUGCAUCGAUCCUUGUCCUGGAACAUGUGGAAUCAGAGCACAGUGUCAAGUUAUCAAUCAUAAUCCCAUAUGCAGUUGUCCUCGAGGUCACACCGGUGAUCCAUUUGUCAGAUGCGAACCAAUACAAGACACUGUUGUAACUCCUGUUAAUCCAUGCCAACCAUCCCCUUGUGGACCAAACGCACUUUGUCAAGUAAUCAACGAGUCGCCUUCGUGUUCCUGCUUACCAGAAUAUACAAGUUCUCCACCAAACUGUAGACCUGAGUGUGUUAGCAAUAGUGAAUGCUCUAGUCACUUGGCUUGCAUUAAUCAGAAGUGCAAGGAUCCUUGUCCAGGUGCAUGUGGAAUCAAUGCCGAGUGUCGUGUUGUGAGCCACACACCAAUGUGUGCAUGUCUUCUUGGAUAUGCUGGUGAUCCAUUCUCGCAGUGUACUCAGAAGCAAAAUAUACCAGUCGAACACCUUUCACCCUGCACACCAUCGCCAUGUGGUUCUAAUGCAAUUUGCAAAGAACAGAAUGGAGUAGGUUCAUGCACUUGUCUACCUGAAUAUAUUGGCAACCCGUACGAAGGAUGUCGUCCAGAAUGUAUAAUGAAUUCGGAUUGCGUAGCAACUCUUGCCUGCAUCCGAUCAAAGUGUCAGAAUCCUUGUCCAGGAACCUGUGGAUUAAAUGCAGAAUGUCAAGUGAUUAAUCACUUGCCAUCAUGUACAUGUUUCCCUGGUUACACUGGUGAUCCAUUCCGUUAUUGUCAUCAAGAAAUUGCACCUGUAAUAUCAGAACCAGUAGAUCCAUGCAACCCAUCACCAUGUGGACCAAAUAGUCAAUGUAGAGUCGUGAAUGGUCAGGGUGUUUGUUCUUGCCUACCAGAAUAUAUCGGUAGUCCACCAGGAUGUCGACCAGAGUGUGUAGUGAGCUCAGAAUGUCCUAGCAACAGAGCUUGCGUUAAUCAAAAGUGCAUAAAUCCUUGUCCUGGCCCAUGUGGACUUAAUACAGAAUGUGCAGUACUAAAUCACAGUCCAAUAUGUACUUGCAAGGCGACAUACACAGGAGAUCCAUUCACGCGUUGUUUCCCAACACCAAAGCCACUACCUGCACCAGUACCUGUUAGAAAUCCAUGUGUGCCUUCACCAUGUGGUCCGUAUGCUGAAUGUCGUGAUAUCGGAGGUGCACCUUCCUGUUCUUGUUUGGCUAAUUACAUUGGCAGUCCACCAAAUUGCAGACCAGAGUGUACAAUAAAUUCAGACUGUCCAAGCAGCAAGGCAUGCAUAAGAGAAAAGUGUAAAGAUCCUUGUCCUGGAUCCUGUGGAAUAUUAGCACAGUGUAAUGUUAUUAAUCAUACACCAGUCUGCACUUGUCCUGAUGGAUAUACUGGAGAUCCUUUCAGUAAUUGCUUCCCUAAGCCGCCACCACCUCCUGAACCGGUUGCCGACGAUCCUUGCAAUCCAUAUCCCUGUGGACCAAACGCACAAUGUAACGACGGUGUUUGCACGUGCCUUCCAGAAUAUCAAGGUGAUCCUUACGUCGAAUGUCGCCCUGAGUGCGUUCUUAAUACUGAUUGUCCACUGGACAAAGCUUGUGUUCGAAACAAGUGCAAAGAUCCUUGUCCGGGAACUUGUGGACAAAAUGCAAUAUGCAAUGUUUAUAAUCAUGUACCGAUGUGCAGUUGUUCACCAGGAACAAGCGGAAAUGCAUUUGUACUUUGCUCUCCCUUCAGAGAACCAGUGAUUGAGGAUCCUUGUAAUCCUUCGCAUUGUGGUCCUAAUAGUCUGUGUCGUACAGUGAACGGCUUAGCAGUUUGCACUUGUGUUCCUGGAUUUAUUGGAAGUCCACCAUCUUGUAGACCCGAAUGUAUAGUCAGUUCAGAUUGUGCAAGAAGUGAAGCUUGUAGUAAUCAAAAAUGCAUAGAUCCUUGUCCAGGAACUUGUGGCAUCAGAGCUCAAUGUCAAGUUAUCAAUCACAAUCCUAUAUGCAGCUGUCCUGCGAGAAUGACUGGUGAUCCAUUUGUGAGAUGUGAACCUAUACUGGAUGCACCACCGGUUGUUGUUGUAAAUCCAUGCCAACCGUCACCCU